CUAGGCCUGCAGGCUGCUUCUACAAAUAUUUGUGAAAGAAUGGGUCUCCGGAGCUCAGUGAAUUCAAGUGUGGUACCAUGAUAAGUUGCCACAUGUGCAAUAAGUCCAUCUGUGAAAUUUCCUUGCUGCUAAAUAUUCCACAGUCAACUGUUAGUGGUAUUAUAACAAAGUGGAAGCAACUGGAAACAACAGCAAUUCAGCCCACCACUGCACUCCAGAGCAGUGAAGACGUGUUCUCUGGAAUGACAAAUCAGGCUUCUCUGUCUGGAAAUCUGGUGGACAUAUUUGGGUUUGGUGGUUGCCAGUAGAAUGGUACUUGCCUGACUGCAUUGUGCCAAGUGUAA
Molecule: messenger RNA, 344 nt
Organism: Staurois parvus
Lineage: Eukaryota; Metazoa; Chordata; Amphibia; Anura; Ranidae
Source: the annotation of a GenBank genome assembly